Molecule: messenger RNA, 1258 nt
Organism: Cololabis saira (Pacific saury)
Lineage: Eukaryota; Metazoa; Chordata; Actinopteri; Beloniformes; Belonidae
Gene: mrpl28
Product: mitochondrial ribosomal protein L28
Exons: 6
Coding region: 131-886 (251 amino acids)
Cellular component (GO): mitochondrial large ribosomal subunit
Molecular function (GO): structural constituent of ribosome
Source: RefSeq, a predicted model, not a curated record
GGGGACGUCAGGUUUCCGGGUAGACAAUGCACGAUGUCCUUGCAUGUUUGCUCCUGGGAUAAAUUGGAGUAAAACUCGCCCUGUGUUUGACAGAGAUUUCUUUCUUUUUGCAUUUGGAAACUAGUACACGAUGCCUCUUCAUAAAUACCCCCCAAAAAUCUGGGACGCCCUGAAACUGAAGCAGGGCAUCUACGCCCGUCUCCCGAAACACUACCUCAAGUCCCUUGAGCCUAAAGAACCAACAGCUGUCCACUGGAAGCCCCUGGGAGUCCAGUACCGAGCCCACCCGGUCACGGGGCAGAAGCAGCGGGUGCAGGACGUCCCCAUCCCCAUCUACUACCCCCCACAGUCCCAGGACGGCCUGUGGGGGGGAGAAGGAUGGAUUUCUGGAUUCAGAUAUGCCAACAAUGAUAAAAUGUCCAAUCGUCUGAAGAAGACCUGGAAACCCCAGCUGUUCACGAGAGAGCUGUACAGUGAAAUCCUCAAUCACAAGUUUACCAUCACAGUCACAUCCCGCACUCUAGACCUCAUUGAUGCCGCCUUUGGCUUUGACCAUUAUAUCCUAAAAACACCAAAGGAAGACCUGAACUCCAAACUGGGAAUGGACCUGAAAAGGGCAAUGCUGCUUCGCUUGGCACGCAGAGACACAGAGCUUUACCCCAACGAUCAGGUCAAACGAGAAAAGAUCUACAGCAAAUACAAGGAGUUUGAGAUCCCAGAGGAAGAGGCGGAGUGGGUGGGUCUAAGUCUGGAGGAGGCUGUGGAGAAACAGAGAGUGUUGGAAUACAAGGAGCCCGAGCCUCAGUUUCAGGUCUUUGUGGAUAAAUUAGUGCAAGAGCUCCAAACGAAGAAACUGUUGGAGCCUCAUGUCAUAGAGAAGAAUUGACCAACUCAACUAUCUGAACGGGACAGAGACUGAAAGUAAAGUAGGUCGGACUGUAAGAGACUCGCCCAGCGGUGGAGGGAGUUUAGUCACUAGGUUUCUGCUUCAGUGACGAGUCCACAUUUGGAGAAUUCCUGCAGUUGCUAAAGCUGUUUCCACCUGGGAGUGAUGUAAAGGUGGAGGUGCUCCAGACAGCAACAACACGUUACACCUAUGUUUAUUUAUUUCAGUCGUGUUUUAUGUCCCGGUAACUUUUAAGAGCCUUGCUAAGGACAUUUGGGGGAUUAAGGGAAAACCCUCCAUCAAUGUCAAUACUCUCUGACCAGCUGUCUUAUAAAAGUGUGUAUAAGAUUUCUAAAAAUAAAAAAUGAAAAC